AGCUGACUAGGUGUUCUACCCUGCUAAGUCAGAUUUGCAGGAUUUAAGCAAAUCUGCUAGAAUUCCUUGAUCUUACUCCUGUUCCUUACAGCUUGAGUAUUAUACCAGCUCUGGGUACGAUUGCUAUUAACUACCUCUAUUUUCAGGUUUUCACUGUAGAUCUCUUAUGGAAGAAGCAUUGAUGUUUCAGAUGUUUUUUAUGGAGAGUAGUCCUGCCAGUUCAGGAGAAAUAUGCUGAAUUCCAGAGAGCCAAGAGCAUUAUAGAAGAUGGUGCUUCUUGUUCAGAACAAUCAGUACAGAAGGACUCUGCAGAGAAUCAUAGACUUACAGAACUGCUUAUAUCAGGGCAUGGAAGAGGCGUCCCACUCCCUCCGGUGCAGAGCAGCUAGUGCCCUGCUCUCUGGGAAAAACAGCUGCAGAUCCCGGGGAGACGGCAGUCGCUGAGCCCAGCAGCUGAACGAGAGAAUGUGAUGCUUGAAGAAGCUUCUGGCCACGUUUUACAGGAAGGAUGGAGAUCCCGAAAGUACUCGGGGUCCUGGUAGAGCUGUUGAGUCUGUUAUCCUGUCUCAGUUGCAUGGAGGCUUUCCUGGGAUCCCAGCCCAACCAAAACCAUUUGCAGAGUGCAGUGUCCAGCGUGUGUGGUGUCGGACCUCUGGGGUAUUACAAUGGCUCACUGGCAGUCACUGAGGCUGGGGCAGAGUGCCUCAACUGGGCAGAGUUCCCUGAUUAUGUUCAGCAGUACCCAGACCGUGGCCUGGGGGACCACAACCACUGCAGGAAUCCAGACGGGGGAACUACACCCUGGUGCUUCUACCGGCUUGCGUCAGGGGCCAUCGGCUGGGCUAACUGCGACUGUAACCAAGGUGCUGUGCGGUUGGCUGAAGAUAGCAGUGUGGAGCUGUACUUCAGUGGACUCUGGGGCGCCAUCUGUGCUGACCACUGGACUGACUGGGAUGCCAGUGUUGUCUGCAGGCAGCUAGGUCUCAGUGAGAUCGGCACAGCCGGGAAGAAGAGCCAUCCUGGACUGUGGCCUGUUCCCCUGCACCUGCAGUCAGCAAACUGCCAUGGGGAUGAGAAAGCCCUGCUGCAGUGUGGCUACCGGGAAGCUGUGUCAGGAGCUUGUAAGCAGGGGAGUGCUGUGGUAACAUGUGUCCCUCCAGAAGGUGUAGGUGCCCCGCUACGUUUAGUUGGGGGAAAGGAGAGCUUUGAAGGACGAGUGGAGGUUUACCAUGAUGGCAAGUGGGGUACCAUCUGUGAUGACCAGUGGGACGACCGGGAUGCUGAAGUAGUUUGUAGACAGCUGGGACUCAGUGGGAACCCAAGAGCCUUGUCAUGGGCUCACUAUGGGCAGGGAUCUGGCCCAAUCCUGUUGGAUGAAGUAGAGUGCUCAGGCAAUGAACUCUCGCUUGACCAGUGCAAGAAGAGUGACUGGGGAAGGCAGAACUGUGACCACAUUGAGGAUGCUGGAGUCUCAUGUGACCCUUUCACAGAGGGCACUGUCAGGCUGGCUGGUGGCCGCAGCCCCAGUGAAGGCAGAGUGGAAGUUUAUUACAAUGGAGACUGGGGCACAGUUUGUGAUGAUGGCUGGACAGACCUCGGUGCCCAGGUGGUCUGCAGGCAGCUGGGCUUCAGUGGUCCUGCUACUCUGGCCUCUGAAGGGGACUAUGCUGCUGGCCAAGGCUUUAUCUUACUGGACGAUGUGGCUUGUGUGGGGACAGAACUGUCUCUCCUGGACUGUCCCCACAGCAACUGGGGGCAGCAUGACUGCUCACAUGCUGAGGAUGUGGGAGUCCGCUGCUCCCCUGAAUGUAACACAGUCAUGGAUGGCAGCCUGGGACCUCCUGUGCGGUUGGUGGAUGGAGAAAGCACCAAGGAGGGACGGGUUGAGGUAUUCCUGAAUGGGCAGUGGGGCAGUGUCUGUGAUGAAGGCUGGACAGACAGAGAUGCUGCAGUCGUUUGCAGGCAACUGGGAUUCAGUGGUACAGCAAAAGCCAGGGCAAUGGCUUAUUUUGGUGAAGGCCAUGGGCCCAUCCAUCUGGACAACAUAGAAUGCAGUGGCAUGGAGCACACCCUGGGGCAGUGUGUCAGGCCUGACACCAGGAUUCACAGCUGCUGGCACAGUGAGGAUGCUGGUGUGAUUUGUGACUAUGUGGAAGAGAAGGUCCAAGACAUCAGAAGAACAGGUCCAGAGUCUGGUGUGUGUGGGAUGCGCCUGCUUCACCGUCGCAAGAAAAGGAUCAUAGGUGGAAACAAGUCUCUCAGAGGUGGUUGGCCAUGGCAGGCCUCACUACGGCUGAAAGGUUUUCAUCAAGAUACUCGUCUGUUGUGUGGAGCUACAUUGAUCAGCAGCUGCUGGGUAGUGACUGCAGCCCACUGCUUCAAAAGGUUUGGCGUUGAUGUGCGGCGCUACGUGCUGCGGGUGGGCGAUUACCACACAGGCGUGAAGGACGAGUUUGAGAGGGAGCUGCCCGUGGAGCGGAUUGUCCUCCACAGGAACUACUGGGCUGGCAGCAAUGAUAAUGACAUCGCCCUGGUCCGGAUGCGGGGCAGAGAGGGGCAUUGUCUCUCCUUCAGUCGUCAUGUUCUACCUAUCUGCCUGCCUGAUAGGAAAGAGAAGUCUGACAUCAACAGGCAAGCCUGCAUCAUCUCUGGCUGGGGAGACACAGGGAAGUCCUACUCCAGAACCCUGCUGCAGGGGGUGGUGCCUCUUCUCCCACGGGAAGACUGUGAGGUCCGUUAUGGGCAGAAGUUCACUAACCGUAUGAUUUGUGCUGGGAACCUUUCUGAAGAUAAAAGGGUGGACAGCUGCCAAGGUGACAGUGGAGGGCCACUCAUGUGUCAGAGGUCAGAUGGACGCUGGAUCAUUUUGGGGAUCACUUCCUGGGGCUAUGGCUGUGGUCGGAAAGAUUCCCCUGGUGUGUACACAAAGGUCAGCAAAUACGUACCCUGGAUCAAGAAAGUGACAAAGCUAAAAUGAAAAUGAGCUGUAGCAACUUCAAGAUAUGAUCCUUCUACCCUGCAGCAGCAGAAAGCUACAGCUUCUGGCCUAUGACUGACUGGAGAUUUAUUUUGUCCUUGGACCCUGGAAAAGACUUUAAUGUAGAACUGGGAGAAAAAGUUAUGGCUGAUUCUUUAGCGUCUUUGUUUUUACUUUAGUCUGUAAUCUUUGAGUAGAGAAAGCAAGUGCACUCCGGUAAGAAUGAUAGGUCUAUGUUGCUCUGACUAUCCAAGUCCUGUAAUAUAAUCACACUUUGUCCUUUGCCCUGGCACAUAGAAAUAGUAGAAGUGGAGAGAUACCUGCCUCUGCAAAUCUAUUUCUGUUUCUGUAUGUUCGCACACUUGAAAAAUGUUGCAAGGAGAGGUGAGAUGCUUGGAUGGCAUCAGACUCUGACACAGUGGAAAUAUUCAGAUAUUUUUUCAUAACAGCUCUCUUCCAUUCCAGAAAUCAGAAAAUUUGACCUGAGAAACAGGCCAAUAGUUGGAGGUUUUUUUUCUUGGAGGUUUUUUUCCUUCUCUGUUAUGUCUCUAGGGGGAACCUUCUCCCUUCUGAAUAGUAGGUCUGCUCCCAUAUGAUCCCUUCAAAGCAUUUGUCCCUGCUAAGAGAUGCUUGUCCUUCCUGCUCUAAUCCUGUAUCACACAUCCAGCUGACAGAUGCUAUGGUUUUAUUGCUGCUUUCUAAGUAUAGUGGUUCUUUUGUGUUUGUUUUUUUUUUUUUUUUUCUUUUUUUUUUUUCCCUUAAAGCAGCAUCUGCUAGAAUCAGUUGUUGGUAUGAGAGUGAAUCUUCAUUUUUAAGAGACAAUAGCUUUCUUGCCCUCAUGAUUAGUAAAACGAACUUAAAUAUGUGACCUUAAAAGGCUGAAUAGACACGUUAUUUUUUUUAAAUCCAAAUGUAAUGUUAAUCUCAAACAUUCAGAUACUGAGUCAAAAUUUAACAACACUGCGGGGAGUUUCUCUUGGAACCUUAGUCACCAUAGUAAUUACCUGUCCUUUAUAUGUGAUGUUAGUCUUUAAUAUCCCUGCGUUCACAGUUCACCCAUGAAACAUGGAAAUACUCCCAGGGUAUAGAUAUAGAACAAACACAGGGAAUGAGUAAUUUGCUUGAGGUGUACAAUAGUGUGCUGCAAAGCAGCUUCCCACUUUCCCGAAGUGUGUCCUAUUCUUGCAACCUCUGGACAAUGCUUCCUCUCUUCUCUUCUUUGCACUAUUUCUCUUUUCAUUCCUCUCAGUGGGAGUAAAUUGGCUUGACUCGAGGGUAUGCAAGCAGUGCCAUCAAGCUGUAGUUCUCAGCCUGAACAUUAAUAGUGCUGAGAGAAAGCAGCAGUUGCCGAAUGCUUCGAUUUCUUCCUUCCCCCUCAUCCAAAUAAGUGAAGAGUUUUCUCUUAGGCCUUAAUCACUUUUGUCAGUUAAAUUAUUAUUCUUGAGUAGGUAGAAAAAUAUAAAAAUAGGCAGGCUAAGUGCAUUAACAGUUGUGCAGUGCACAGUGUGUUGUCACUGUGUAUAGAAAAGCCAGAGGAAAGGCAGGUCUGCUCAGGAGCAGGGGCAGUAAGCUUUGAUGUAGAACCAAGGACCCAAACAUGGAGUAGUUGUACAGAAUGGGACAUAUGGAAUUUGUGCCAGAUGUGCAUGUUUUGGGUUCGCUUAUGCACUGUUGGGUAGGCAAUGACUGGGUCAGGCACUGGGCUGCUGCCUGGAAGAUCUGCACUAGAGGCACUGAGGUGUUCAGAACGUAGGUAUUACAAAGGCAAGAACAGACAAGACCACAGCCUGUGGGUUAGCAAUGCCAUAUUACAGGACAGGUGGUGACAGCAUCCUAGAAAUUGCCUUAGAUUCAAAAAGCAGUGAUUGCCUAAAGCUUUAAUUUGUCUUCUAUAAAACAGCCUAAUGUAAAGGUGCUGACCUGGCUAGGUGGCUGAUUUUUGUGUGUGCAUGCUAAACUAAGCAGUUCAAUUUACUCCCUCCAGGGAUUAUAGGACAGUUGGGUUACCAAUGCUGCAAUGGACUACAGUGGAAACUUUAUUUUAUAAAAGAAUUUAAGGAAUCUUGAAAACAUGCAAUGUCAGAACGCCUGCAAACUCUCCUUCAAGACAGAUCAGAUCUGUUAAUGCCUCUUCCUGAGGGGCUGAAUGUCUGCAGCGCUGCUUGUGCUGAUAACCCGGUUUGAAGUGCCAGGCGGAUCCUUCGGCAGCGCUGUGCUUGGCUCCACGCUGGGGGUGCUGUCCCACAGCUGCUCGCAGGGAGGCCCUAAGGUGCAAGCUGCAGACUUCUCUUUAUCUCCCAGGAAUUAAAAUGACAGAAGGACCAGGGCAAUUAUGUUACAGACCUCUGGUCUUCCAGGGGACUAAAAGCCAAAUUCCACACUGUCAGUCACAGUACCUGUCUGGGAAACAUUGAGGAACUGGGCUUCAGCCUCCCUCAAGCCAGCAUGCUACAAGAGCUCAAAUGAAGCUUCUGUGUCUUGGGUGCUGUCACAUCUUUAGUUUAACCUGGUAUGAUCUUUCAGCUUAUACUCAUAACCCCAACAGGCAUAGAAACAACCAAAGGAUUGAAGCUAUGAGGUUAUUUCAGUAAGUCCACUUAACUGGUUGCCUUUUAGAGGUUAGAAUAAAUUGCCAUGUAACAUGAGUGAGAUGCAGACCUGGCAUUGUCUUCUGAAAUUCCCAUGUUAUAGGUCAAAAUAUUUCUUUCUUCUAGAUUUUGUCGCCAUUAAAGCUAUGGGAAUUCUCAUAAGUCCUGCAUGAGCCAGGAGGAGGGAAAGAGGUAUCUGAUCUUCACCGAAUUUUACACCUUACUGGUACUAUAGGCAAGCCUGCCAAUUGUCUCCUCAAUUGUCCUAGCCUGUUUCAGAGCACCACUCUUACUCUUUACUGUUUAAACUUGGACUGUGGCCCAAACCAAGCUCACAUUUACUUGAACUUCCUGGUUGGAUGAGCAGCACUCAACUGCCUAGGACUGCCUAGGUAUUUUGUACCUAAUAUUGGCCAGCAGGAGAUGUUUCAAAGGAUAAUAAGUGUGAAUUUGUAUAGAACAAGUUCUAACAGCCUUUCCUUUUGGAGAGUUUUGUUCUUGGCCCAUUUAAUUUACUUGCAUUACUACUAUUAUUAUUAAAAAUAGAAGUACUUGAUCCUUUAGGUGUUGUACAAACACUAUGUGCUAUCUUUUUGUGAUCCUUCUUUUUCUAAAGCCUGAACAUUUAUAUCACUCACUUUAAAAAAUAAUUUAAUGUAACCAGCCUUCAUCUUCCAGAAAAAUGUUAAAUCCCUUAUUUAAUCCAACUAAACUCUCAGCCUCAAUAUUUUCUGGCAAUGAGAACCAAUAUAAUUUUAUUCUCUAUAGCACAUAAUUUCUUUUUAUGGUUCCUGAAUUAACUGCCUUUUGUUUUCAUUGAAUCCCAUCUGUCCUUGUGUUCUCAGCUAUGUGAGGAAAUAAGGGGCCUGGCUUUAUAUUCUCUGAUGUCCAUUACUCUAGUGAUAGUUCCUUUUCUAAAACGGUGGCUAGGUAUGUCUAGGUAUCUGAUAACAUGCUGACUGUCUCCCCAUGUCCUCUCUUUCUGCUGGAUCUUUAAGCUUUGGUAGCCAGAACAGAAUGCAGCUUGCCAGGGGAGGCUGUGCCAUCUGCUGAUUAUUUCAAGUAUUAUUUUCUAUAGUAGGCAACGCUGUGUUUUCAGUGCUGCAUGAGUAUUAUCUAUGUAUGCUGGAGCUAGCUUUAAACUUACCAGUGUGGCCUUGGUGGCAGCCUAGCUGCAAGGGGAUGAAAACCUGCCAGGGUUAAUUCCCCCCAUGGCUCAGGAACAGCCCCUCUGAGCCCAGAGCCAAGGCUUGUAGCAGCAUAACGCAGCUCUGGGCAGGGAGCACCUGAAUAGCAGGGUAGACCUUUGCCUGGGCUGACACACCUGUAAGGCUGAUACAGUCCUUCUUUGCAGCAUUGGUCUGUUGGAUAAGAUUAAUGCUCAUACACUAUUUCCAGGAGCUGAGAGCUGGUGGUGGCUGUGCUGUGCAAUGUGGAUGCUGUGAAACAAGUUCCCAUAGCUGUAUGGCACAUGCUGGUUGUGUGAGAAAGGGAAUGUCACUCUGACUGCGAGCAUUGGCAGAGUAGACCCAUGGCUAUAGUAAGGGCCUACAGAGCAGCUCUUAGAGCUCAGGGUAUUCCUCUUUGAAGGAAUACCCCAGUGCUCUGCAGAGGCUGACCCAGUGCUGGUGUCUUCCUGAUCUGCAGAGCCUGCAUUGGUUCUCUUACGAGCCCUGUCCUGACACCAGUCCAGGCUUUGGCUGGCUGAACCUGGAUUAAAGAUUUAUUCAUUUCCUGUAGCUGAACACUGUUCUGAUGAUUUCCAUGAAUUAUGUUCUAUGCUGUAAUUAAUCAGGCAGCUGUUUAUUAAUCUGAACAGGAUGCCAAUUACCCUUGUAAUCCUUGUACCCUUGUAGCAGAGAAUAACAGAUCGGUUCCUCAAAUAUAUUAGUGGAGGCACUGGUGAGAAACCAGGAACAUGAAUAUUUGCUAUCUCAGGGGCAAAAUAGGUGGGCCUGCCUUUUGUCUGUCUUCCUUUCUUCCUGAAGUCUCUUCACCCCAGAAAAGAGGUGCAGUGAUCCAUCAACCCCUUGAAGACAGAUUUUUAUGUGUAUAUUCAGCAGUCGCAUGAAACCACAGUGUGGUAUUUAACACCAUGUUGAUAGAUUUGCUGGGAUUUUGAAGGAACAGAAUGGCCCAUGUAGGUAACCAACUUGGGACCACUCCUUGUGGAAUGAGGCAUUGUGACCCAGACUGAUGCACAUCUUGUGGGCUGUAUUUUUAUAUGCUAAGAAAAAUAUUUAAUUCCCUGUAUCAAGGAGAAGCACUCACUUGUGUAGUAGCCCACUCAGUCCUAUUAAAAUCCCUUUCUACAAACCAGAGGCUGAGUAUCUCUGAAAUCAAUCAAGUGCCAAAACUGUCAUGUCAUCUGGAUUAACACAUUGCUCACAAGGUAUGCUAAUAAACAAAUUACACUGUGA
Messenger RNA from Apus apus (common swift), 7985 nucleotides. RefSeq names its product neurotrypsin-like. Gene Ontology annotation, molecular function: serine-type endopeptidase activity. Gene Ontology annotation, cellular component: membrane. NCBI's taxonomy places the organism in Eukaryota, Metazoa, Chordata, Aves, Apodiformes, Apodidae. Gene Ontology annotation, biological process: proteolysis. The transcript is spliced from 16 exons. The record is from RefSeq and is a predicted model, not a curated record. The coding region runs from base 509 to 2977 and encodes 822 amino acids.